Molecule: messenger RNA, 2146 nt
Organism: Phyllotreta striolata
Lineage: Eukaryota; Metazoa; Arthropoda; Insecta; Coleoptera; Chrysomelidae
Source: the annotation of a GenBank genome assembly
AAUACAAACAGGGUCGCGUGCGUGCUGUCUGAUAUGCAUAACGAAUCAAAACUGAGCAUAAGCAAGCAUUUUGUUCUGAUUCGCGUCGUCGCGCGAUAAUCCUUAACAGAAAACAAAUUAGUGUUUAAAUAAUUUUAGAGUGCGUGAUAUUGAUGUUGAAAAAGUGACAAAAACAGUGCAAAGUGUACAAACACGAGGACAGUGUGGACGAGAGGCCCUUACAGGGCAUGGCGGCCACCACAUAUCUCCCGGCCAGCAGUGCAGUUACGACGGAUCUGGAAGGGAACGUCGUUGGAAUGAAUAUUGUUGGAGGCUACCAUUCCAGCGCCUCACCGAGGUCAGCAGCCGACGCGAACGAGAUGAAAUACCUGCCGCAACACCACCACAAUCACCACCAUCACAUGGCGAGCUCGCCCUCGCCCAGCGGACACACGGCCGUAUCGUUAUCGGCCAAUCCGUGGGUGAGUUUGCAGCCCGGCACCGAUCCGUGGACGGCUUCUAUGGGGAUGCACCACGCUCACCAUCACCACCAUCAAGACGUCAAACCGUUGACCCAACCGGGCGAUAUGAUGCACCAUCAGAGGCAGCAACAGCAAAGUAUGGGAUCGCCGCACGGCUGGCACGGACCAGUUUCUUCGGCCCAUUACAAUCCGGGAGGCGCCGGUUCGCCUUUGCAACAGUACCACGCCGCCAUGAACGGCAUGUUAGCCCAUCACCAAGCGGCGCCCCAGCUGCACCACCCCUUACAUAGAGAUAUGCAAAGUCCCCAUCAUCCCCAGCAUUCGGAUAGAGACGUCGGCCAAGGUGAAGAAGAUACGCCUACUAGCGAUGAUUUAGAAGCGUUUGCUAAGCAAUUUAAACAACGACGUAUAAAAUUAGGAUUCACGCAAGCGGACGUCGGUUUAGCAUUAGGAACACUUUAUGGUAAUGUCUUCUCCCAGACGACAAUAUGUAGGUUCGAGGCUUUGCAGCUCAGUUUCAAAAAUAUGUGCAAAUUAAAACCGCUCCUCCAGAAAUGGCUAGAAGAAGCCGAUUCGACGACGGGCUCGUCUACGUCCAUAGAUAAAAUAGCGGCCCAAGGGAGGAAGCGGAAAAAACGCACUAGCAUAGAAGUAUCGGUAAAAGGUGCGCUGGAACAGCACUUCCACAAACAGCCAAAACCCUCUGCUCAAGAAAUAUCAUCGUUGGCUGAUAGCUUACAAUUAGAAAAAGAAGUCGUCCGGGUGUGGUUUUGCAAUAGGAGGCAAAAAGAGAAGCGAAUGACGCCUCCGAACACGUUAGGUGGUGACAUGAUGGACGGUAUGCCUCCGGGAAGUCACAUGCACCCCAGUUACGGUCACCAUCAGGACAUGCACGGAUCUCCUAUGGGCCAGCAUUCGCAUUCCCAUAGCCCGCCUAUGUUAUCUCCCCAAAGUAUGGGCCACCAGUUGACGGCCCACUAGCAUCCGGCCCACUGGGCCUCUCUACUUCACAACAGUGACAACGGCUAGUGAUAAUAUCUUUUAAGAUGCGCUCGUCGCCGGUUUCCGUCGGCUUUUAAAACUUUCUUCACGCUACCUCAAAGCCAUGGCUGGAUUCUGAUGUCCUACUUCCAAGUCGUUGAGGAGGGUCCCAGUGGAUAUUAUGCAUUGGACGACUAGACUGUUAUUAUAAAUUAUACACUGUACAGUGAGAGUGAGUACCUUUAGACUAGAAAAAGGAUCGCGGUUGUUCUGUCUUUUUGGUCGUGUCCAUUACGAAAUCAAUCAAUCCAUCCCAAUCUUGACUUAUAUACUUGACUUAAUACUCAUAUUAUAAAUGCAUUCACUUAAAUAUCACCAAUUUUCUUGAUAUAAUUUUCUGGAUAUCUAAAUACUGGUUUGAGACAAUUUGAAAAAAAAUUUGAUUAAGUCCAUAACGUAGAUGGUACCUAUGAUAAAAUUAAGAUUUAUACACCUGUCGCCCGAAGAGAAAAUACAAUUGAAAAUUCUUAUUUAAUUAUAUUAAAACACUAGAAAUUUUCAUCAACAUAUUUUAUUAAAAUUUACUUGAAGUUAACUUUGCAUAACAAAGAUAGAAAAAAAUGUAUCACUUUUUUUUAUUACAUAUAUUUUAUUUUACUUUGCUAGUAAAUUAUUUACACGUUUAAAUCAAGGAGUAAUCUAAC